This is a messenger RNA of Caenorhabditis remanei, 2799 nucleotides long. RefSeq lists its product as uncharacterized. NCBI's taxonomy places the organism in Eukaryota, Metazoa, Nematoda, Chromadorea, Rhabditida, Rhabditidae. The record is from RefSeq and is a predicted model, not a curated record. Bases 1 to 2799 code for a protein of 932 amino acids. The transcript has 11 exons.
AUGGAACGGAGCAGUUUUCGGACAUCACAACGAUUUUCCAGAGACCGCCCGCCUUCAACGAAUUUGAAUGAGGCCGAUGCGAUUUUCACCAUCGCAACAACAUCAGCGGCUCGCUAUGUAUCGGAUAGCAGCUCAGACAAUACAUGCCGUCUAGACGAAGCAUUGAAUGGAAUGAUUCGACACGUGUCCGAUGUGGAAAGAGUAACACGAUUAUCACUGAAGAAUCGGCAACUUAAAGAGUUCUUGUCGUAUUCACCAGUUAUUUUAAAUGCUUCAACUACAAACAUUGUAACUCGCUCGAAAUUCUACCGUCUCCUCUUCUCAAUCGCUCAUCACAAUAUUCCAAUCCGCAGAUUCAUGGCUGGAGAGCUCCGCCUUCUUGGUGCAGUUUUCUCAUGUUUGAAAGCGUCACUUCGUGAAGAAUUAGGACCACAAAAUAUGAUUGAUAUACUCCGAUUACUACAAGUUUUAAGUUACGAAAAGAAUGUGCCAUUAGAGCACUGGGCGAAUGAUCUCAUCUCGUUCUUGAUGCAAGAGGUGGUACGAGAACCGGAGCCCGAAUGGAUGCCAUACUGUAUUGCGAUACUGUGUAAUCUAGCGUCCGCCUCGAAAUCUGCGUGUAAACGAAUUAAAAUAUCCACGUCAUACAAGAAAUUUAGCCGACAGUUGAUGAAAUUAUUGCAGCAUAAUGCGAGAAUAAUUGUAGUUUCAAGUCUCGUACUAAUAGGAUAUCUGGAUGAAAAAGUGCGUGAUAUGGUUUACUGUACGGAAAACGUGCACGACACUUUUAUGUGCACUUUUAAUGUAUUAACGAUAGGAGAUGAUGACUGUAUGAUGACACGUCAGAUUGCUGCGGAUUUGUUGAGACGACUAGUAGUAUCUGAAAGUCCCACAACACCGGGUGUACCAACUUUAGCAUCUACUGGAAAACAUGUGCUGGAUUAUGGAUUUUUCAUUGGAAGUAUACAACAGACGGCACGAUUAUUAGUUGUUUUGGAUCCGAGAACUGAGGAGAGCUCAAAAAUCUAUGAUUUGCUAUUAGCGUUCUGCUCACUACAGCAGCUAAGAGUACCGGUGUGCCAAGCGAUCAUACGUUGCCAACCGACAGAAACUCAACUGACAACUCCUUUAAUGGCUAUUGCUGAAACUGCAUCGCUGCCACGUUCAAAGUUUGGGGAGUUGGCUGAAAAUACGACAUUGAAAGCGUUGAAACUUCUAACUCAUUUAUUGAAAGAGUGUAUAGAGCCGCAUGAACAAAUGCCUGAAAUCGGGAUUCCACGGGAACAGCUACAUGAGUUGAUAGCAGUUUGCUUAGAUGAAAAACUGGAAUUUGGAGACGAACCUUCCGGAUUUUCGGAUAGAAUUCAAAAAGUUCAGCUCGGACUUCGACUUGCCGAAGUGUUAUCUCAUGACGAGCAGUGUCGGCAUCAUCUUCUGACUAUAUGCUCCGCCCAUUUUUGCCAACAAAUCGCCACCUGGCAAUUUUCGAAAAAUCCUGUUGUCGGUCAUUUGACGAAACCUGUGAAGGAACGAACGGAGGUUCUGGAACCGGUCUGGACGGUUCAUGGGAUAGGAGUCAUUCUGGAGUUGUGCAGGUUGUUGGCAGUGUUGAAGGACCACUCGAAAGUACACAAAGAUCAGUACUGGCAACUGCUGAAAGACGAGCGGAUAAUACCGUUUUUGGCGUACGGUAUCUCGUAUGGUGACCAGGAAACUGUACAACAAGCGUUUUUGACAUAUUCACAUUGUGCACAAGUUCCUGCGUUUCCUAGUCAUUUACUAGCCGAAAUGGUCGCAUCAUGCAAGUCCUCUAUUUCUACCGCUUCUUUAUCUAACCUUGAUCCACAAAAAGAGACUCCUGAAUUACGAAGACGUCAAACUUCAGAAGAUCGAAUAAGUGCAUCUGGCGAAGUAAUGUUUUCAGAUGAAAGAUCAUCACAGAAGGCGUUAGAUGACCUUCUUCGGAGAUUCACACUUGAAGGAUUGCCACUGAAAGAUGCAAAAACGACAGAGCUAUUUGCCGCCUACGAUAGAAAGAUUCAAAUGUUACAGCUGAAAGAGAAAGAAUUAGAGCAACAAUUGGAAAGUGCGCACAAUCGACCAGUGCAUGUUUCACAUGAUAACGACACUGCAAAAAUCCGUGAACUAAAACUUGAGUGUGAGAACCUACGAGACCGAAAUAAUCAGUUAGCAGAUCAGGUGACACGUGGCAAUUUGGAAAUGGAGAAAUUAAAAGGGGAAAUGAAAGAAGUGAAGAUGAAGAGUGAAACCAUGGAACAAAGUCUUGGAAUGUGUAUAUCGGAGAAAAAUGCACUAAAAACACAACUAAGUGAAGCUCUCGGUACCACCGAACGGACAGCUCUAAAUGCGCAAACAGAAAUCUCAAAGUUGAAUUCGGAUUUAGCACAGAAUGUGACGAGACUUGAGUUUUUCCUGAAUGAAAACAAAGAAUUAAAACGGGAUUUUGAAGAAAAAAUAGUUGAAUGCGAAGUGCUGAAAGAACAUAUCCUCCAAAUCGACUCAGAAUUGAAAUCGAAGCGAACCGAACUGGAACGGGUUCAUACUAUGAUUUCUGUGGCCGAUCAAAAAAUAGCCGCGAAAGAGAUGGAAUUGAAUGAAGCAGAUAAUCAUUUGAAACUCUACGAAUCUCGUCUGUCUGAUCGUGAAAGUGAUUUGAAGUCGGCUCACUCUGAAAUUGAUCGCAUUCGAAAAGAUUUGGAGUCGACGAAAAGGAGUCUUCAAAAAUUGGAACAAAUGAGAGAAGCGAUGCUUUCGUUGGCAUCUGGUCCACCAUCUUGA